AUGUCUUCACACCUCCAGAAACCUGUAGUAAGGACUAGGAGGACAUCCUCUGUUGGCGCGAUCAACCUAGGUGACAACAAAGUCCCUGGUUUGUCGACAAUGAAGGAAUCAGAGCAGUCGAAAACAGCUGCCCUCGCAAGGAUGAGGGCUCUAUCUGAAGCCUCAAAGGGCGAUGUUGAUUUGCUAAAGAAGUUCUAUUUGACUUACCGUGAGAUGAGUUACCGCCAUACAUGGCUUACUCCUUUGGUGAUACUUCUGGCUGUGUAUGGCGCUUACUUUUUGUCUGGCAAUCGGACCGCUUCGAACCCUUUACAUCCGUUUGUUGCAAUUUCCUAUCAGGUUGGAGACUCUGAUAUGUAUGGGAAAGGUAUUGGGGAUCUGUGUUUUGUGUUUUAUUAUAUGGUCUUCUUCACCUUUUUGCGCGAGUUCUUAAUGGAAUGCGUGUUGCGUCCUUUAGCCUCUGCAUUAGGUGUGACAGGCGAACACAAGACAAAGAGACUUAUGGAGCAAGCUUACUCGAUCAUCUACUAUGGUAUAUCAGGACCAUUCGGCCUCUAUAUCAUGUACCACACUGAUUUAUGGCUAUUUCGCACUGCGCCCAUGUAUGCGACCUAUCCCGAUUUAACAAAUCAAUAUUUGUACAAGGUGUUCUACUUAGGCCAGGCUGCCUUUUGGACACAGCAAGCGUGCGUUCUGGUUCUGCAGUUGGAAAAACCAAGAAAGGACUUCAAGGAGCUAGUUUUUCAUCAUAUCGUCACUUUAGCUUUAAUCUGGCUGUCCUACGUUUUUCACUUCACAAAAAUGGGCCUCGCUGUCUACAUAACAAUGGACGUGUCGGAUUUCUUCCUCUCUCUAUCCAAGACUCUCAACUACCUGGAUUCGGCCCUUACUGCUCCAGUUUUCUUCGUGUUCGUUGCCUCUUGGACUUACUUGCGCCAUUAUAUCAAUUUGAAAAUUCUGUGGUCAGUGCUAACCGAAUUCCGCACUGUGGGUGACUACACUUUAAACUUCGCCACUCAACAAUACAAGUGUUGGAUAUCGCUUCCAAUCGUUUUUGUUUUGAUAUCUGCUCUUCAACUGGUGAACUUGUAUUGGCUCUUCUUAGUCAUGCGUAUCUUAUAUCGUUUACUGUUCAAAGGAAUUCAGAAAGACGAGAGAAGUGAGAGUGAGUCUGAAGAAACAGUGCAAGUGGACAAACAUGAAAACGAUGAAAACGAAAAGACCAUGGAAGGCAAUCCUGACCCGGCGUUGAAAAAGGAAAAUUAA
Molecule: messenger RNA, 1266 nt
Organism: Lachancea thermotolerans CBS 6340
Lineage: Eukaryota; Fungi; Ascomycota; Saccharomycetes; Saccharomycetales; Saccharomycetaceae
Product: TLC domain-containing protein
Exons: 1
Coding region: 1-1266 (421 amino acids)
Biological process (GO): ceramide biosynthetic process
Cellular component (GO): membrane
Molecular function (GO): sphingosine N-acyltransferase activity
Source: RefSeq, a predicted model, not a curated record